This is a messenger RNA of Uloborus diversus, 4691 nucleotides long. RefSeq lists its product as uncharacterized. NCBI's taxonomy places the organism in Eukaryota, Metazoa, Arthropoda, Arachnida, Araneae, Uloboridae. The coding region runs from base 84 to 4628 and encodes 1514 amino acids. The record is from RefSeq and is a predicted model, not a curated record. The transcript is spliced from 11 exons.
AAAAAAUCUGUUCCGUUCAACGUUCAACGUGCUUAGAAAUAAAUUCAUUUAUUUAGACCCAUUAGUUUACUUCAAUCCUCAAAAUGGAGUUGGAUAAUGCGUACAUGUGGAAAAAGAAGAAACGAUGCCAAGUUUUCCCUUGGAUGAAGGAUGUCCUAGAAAAAAUUUCAAAAUCCUUUCCUAAUAUUCACGAAUCAACUGCUUUACAGUUAUUGCAUGAAUGUAUAGAAAAAGAAUUCCAGAUUAUUUUUGCAAAUAAAGAGCAUGAAAGAGCUGGAAAUUUGUAUGUGUUGUUAAGCACUUUCUUCAUAAAUUUUUGCUGGAAAAUGAAAUGGAAAGAGAAUGAAAAAUAUUUGAACGACUUGGCCAUCAAACUGUUAUGUUAUUUAGUUUAUUUGGACAGUUAUCUUUAUAAAAGUGAUGGACAUUCUAGAAUCGAUAGAUUGUUAUUCAUAUUUAAAUUACUCCCUGAUACUUCCAUCAUAUAUGACUCUUUGCUUCUCAUUAAUAACUUAAAUGAUAAAGAAAGAGAAUUCUUUGGCUUGAUCCUACGCUAUGUGUUAUGCAGAGAGAGACUGCCUUCAAUUUCAGACCCAGUUGUAUACAUCAAAGUCCUUUUAUUGUUCAGAAGAUUAAAGCAAAUGAUUCAGAAGAAUCGAAGAGAAGCUGUGGUUUUCAUUGCAUCUGCGGUCACUCAACCACCUGACAUAACUUCAUGGUUAAUUUCUCUGUGUUUGGAAGAUGUCGAUAAUAUAAAAGAUUCCAACGUCGUUGAGCUUCUUUUCAACAAAAAUUUCAGUAGAAAUAACUUGCAGAUAUUACGAAAAGCUGUAUUAAGUGAAGAACAUUUAGCUUGGAUGGAAAAAUUACAAAAUAUUAAAACAAAUCUGUUGAGUUCAUCUAUCACUAACAUUCAAGCUGCAAAAGGCAGGAAAAUUUCUAAGAGCAAAGAUCAAAAUAAGAGAAGUGAAAAAAAGUGUAAAAAGGAUGUUAACAAAAAAGUUAAACCCAAAGGUAAAUCUUCAAAAAUGAAAAGCAAAACUGCUUCAGAUGAUCUUCCAAAAAGAAAAAGAAAAAAAGCUAAACUGCAUAAGAAAGAAAAGCUUUCCAAAAGUGACAAAAAAGAAAGUACACGUAAAACAAGAAAAAGCAGCAAAGCCAAACUAAUAAUGUUUUCAAACAAUAAAAUCAAAAAUGAAAUUUCUGAUUCUAGAAAGGAAACAGAAUCUGAUCGGUUUGAUCUUGAUCAAGACAAAGGAAAAAAACAGAUUGCCUCUGAUUGUGAAAAUGAAGACCAAAAUUCUAUGGAAUGUGACAGUAUGAAGAAGUUAGAACCAUCACUUUCAAAAGAAGAAUGUCAACUCAACCAAUGUACUGUCAUUAACAGCGAGCCAUCUUCUGCACUUAGCAAUGGUGUGGACAAACCAGAAUUGUCUACUUCGGAAGGCGUAUGUAAAUUGAACCUAUCUGUGCUUGAUAAUAAUAAACCUUCCUUUGUUGAGAGUGCUGAAACUGUGAAUUCCAUCAAUGAUAUUAAUGAAUCAGAGUUAUCCUCUUCAAAAGCUCCAUGCCAGUUAAAUCUAUCCACUGUGGAUAGUUUUGGCCAAUAUGAAAAUGAUCUUGGUAGCUCAUUAGAUGUAAUAAAUGAAACAGAAUUGCUCUGUCUUCAGGAAUCCUGUCAUUUUACCCAAGCUGUUACAAAUGAUAGAAGAAAUGAAUCUGAAAUGUCCAUAAAUAUGCCGACUAUUAUUUCUGAAUUGGAUGAUAGACAAAAUGAAUCUGUGACUGAAAUUCCUAAAAGUAUGCCAGUUCUAGUUCCAGAAUCACUUGAGAAUAAUGCAGAUGAUACUUCCUGUACUGUUGGCAUGGCAACAGUUGCUGAUUUAAUACAAUCUGAAGGAAAGGAUUGCCAAGCUGAUAAAUUAAUAAUGAAUUCCAAUGACUAUUUUACCACAGUUGAAAAUUACCUUUUAGAUGAAAGAAACUUUUGCGGUGUUUCAUGUUCUACAAAGGCAUCAGAAGCAGUACAAACAGUAGAAAAGCAGUUUGACGAAAAAAGUUGCCAAACUGAUGAGCUAAUAAUGAAUUCUGAUGAAUAUUUUAUGACAGCUGGAAAUAAUAUUUUGCAUAAAGAAAACCAAAUCAAUGCUUCAUGUUCUGCAAACAGUGAAAAUGCAUUGCCAAUCAGUGAGAAUGAACCUUAUAAUUCUAAUGCUGUGGAAAACAUCUUAUCACAAAUCAAAUUAAGUGAAAACUUCCAAAUGAAUGAAUGUUUGCCAGAAAUUGAAGAUUCCAAUUGUAUGAUACCUCCCAGCCAAGGUGUUUCCUACCGUCUGUUAAAUGGAACAGGUGGUCUGUAUUCAAACAAAGCUAUUCAUGAAAUUUUACUGCCUUCUGAAAUUGAAAGAAAUUCAAACUUAAGUACAAAUACUCAGUUUGAUGCUUCCCAAAAGCAUCUUGUUGAAAGUAAUAUUACCACCAUAAAGCAAAAAAAGAUACUUGGCAAGAUUAAUAAUGCCAUUAGCAGAAGCUCUCAGUCCAGUGAUACUGAUGUUACUGAAAUUCUUCCAAUAAUAAGCCGUGGCAAUAAAAAUCAGUCUACAAAUGAACUUCAUGUUGGUAGAAGAAUGUUAAAUUCUAAAACACAAAUUCUUGGGACUAAUACUGGUAUUCACUCGCAACACCCACUUUGUUUAAACAAAAGUAAUCACCCUUUGAAUCAUUCCACCCCUGCUGUAGAGGGAAAGAAAACGUAUGUUUCGCAAGAACAUUUUCAACAUUUAACACCUACUCCUGGUGUGUCCACUGAAGAUACUUCUUGUCUUACAUGUGAACUUACCAGCACAGAUUUUGAUCCAGAAUUAGUUCCUGGUCAUGACAAAAAGUCCUCUAGUUGUAAAAGAAAAAUUCCUCUCGACAAACGUAAACGCUGUUCUAAAAAAUCACACAGCAAACCUAAAAAUAACUCAAAGGAUAAAAAUAGCACUAUUAUAAAUCAUUAUAACAUUUCAAAAACACCCCUUACUAGCAUUGAUGACAUCAUUGCUGAUAUUAAUAAGCUUGAAAGUAAUAUUCAUGCAAGUCAAAGGUGCCUUCAAAGCAGUAGUUAUCGCUUCCAAAACGAAAAUAAAAUGUCCAAAACGAAUAAUUCUCACUCAUUUGCAGAACUAGAAGAAGAGUAUAAUUGUAGAAAAGAAAAUGGAUGUAAUGAAAGUACAAACAUUUCUCCCUCUGUUUCUGAUGAUGCAGGUCAUCUCAAUCAAAUGAUGCAUGCUCAUAAUAGACUAAUAAAUGUGUAUAAUAUAGUUUAUGUUGAUUCUGAUACAGGUAAAGACAUUGCUGCUUCCUCUAAUUUGUUAAUUGGAGGUAAUAUGAACACUAGUUCUGAUAAAGACUCCAGCAACAAGAACUUAUCAGGCAGUUCAGUCGAAAACAACGCAGAAGAAAAUAUAUUUUUGAUGAGAGAAAAUGCUAACAUGCCAAAUAUAGCAGAUGUUAUGUCGUCUACAUUUCAUCUGGAAAAUAAUAUUUCCAACUCUAAAAAUUUUACCUUUAAUCAAAAUCUACUUAAUGGUGCCCAUAAUAAAGAUAACUCAAAAAUUGUAUCACAUAGAUCAACUACCUUAUCCCAAGAUGCCAAUAGAAAAACUAAAUGCAAUUCUAAACCACAUAAUGUUUUUUUGAACAAUGUGGUUGCAAGAAAACUUAUAUUUCAACGAAACUCUCUCAAUAGUAACUGUCAAGAACAUGAUAGAGCAAAAGCCCAAGAGUCUUUUCGUAGUAAUCGGAAUUUUACCUAUUCGCCUGAAUUAAAAAUAAAGAUUCUAAAUACUUAUUCAACAAAAGAUUUUGUCAUACAUCCUGCGUCGCAGUUUCGAGUGAAUCUUGGUGAACGCCUUGCAGAAAGUGAAGUUUCAUCAUUCCAAAAAGAUAAAAUGGCUGUUUUAAAUCAGCGUCAAAAAGAUGCUUGUGUGGAUUUUCCAAUGCCUCCAAGACAGCCAACAAACAAGUUUUUUGAUGGUAUUACAUCGGAUCAUAGAAAGUCAUAUCCUAACCAGUCCGAAAUGAAUCAUGGAAUCGAUAAUGAAUCUUUUGAAGAAACUCGAGUAAAUAAUGGGAAUACACUGAACAAUCCAAAAAUUGGGGAAAGCAUCAUAUCCAAUCCAGAAAUAAUCAAAGAAACUGGAGAAAAUAAUGUCAACUGUGCUUCAAACAGCGCAAAUCAGACUGACUGCCCUCGUAUCAGUGCAGAUGGUUUUACAACUGAUGGCUCCGACUUUCAUAGUCCAGAUAGCUCUGAUUCAAGCAGUUCAUUGGAGUCGACUCACAGUGAAAAAUCUAAGAAAAACUCACAGCAAAACUUGGCACCAAGUGUAGGAGACUGGGGAAAAGCAUCCAUUUUAAAACCUUCUAAGUUUCACAUUUAUUCCUGUGAUAAUGAUUCUGACACAAGUAGCGAUGACUUCGUCUGUGCAAGAAAAAGACCUGCACCAGAGAAUGUAACUGAAAAAAGCAAAAUGCCUCUUAAGCGAAGAAAAAGAACCCUGUUUAAUGAAAACAAACAAUAUUUCUUACGGUCGAGAGAUUCAGUAUCAGCAACUAAAAAGGUUACAGAUGAAAUCUUGUGAAGGUUAAAAAAUCUUGCUUAAAUACUUGUAUAUUUUUGUAAUAAAACAAUGAUUGGCAAUCAA